This is a messenger RNA of Bombina bombina (fire-bellied toad), 1116 nucleotides long. RefSeq names its product 3 beta-hydroxysteroid dehydrogenase type 7-like. Gene Ontology annotation, molecular function: 3-beta-hydroxy-Delta5-steroid dehydrogenase (NAD+) activity. NCBI's taxonomy places the organism in Eukaryota, Metazoa, Chordata, Amphibia, Anura, Bombinatoridae. Gene Ontology annotation, biological process: steroid biosynthetic process. The record is from RefSeq and is a predicted model, not a curated record. Bases 1 to 1116 code for a protein of 371 amino acids. The transcript has 6 exons.
AUGGCUAAGGAUAUGGUGUACCUGGUCACAGGAGGAUGCGGAUACAUAGGGGAACAUAUUGUGAAAAUAUUGGCCAAAGAGGAUUAUAUUAAGGAGGUCAGAAUUUUUGAUGUUGUGGAAGUGGACAGCAUCAAAAGCUUCAGUACAGAUUCAACCACUGUGAGACUUAUCAAAGGAGAUAUUACAGAUUAUAAUCAGCUCCAGAAAGCUAUGGAAGGAGUCGAUGUUGUUAUUCAUACAGCUGCCCUGGUGGACUAUUUAGACACAUUGCCUUUUCACAAAAUGGAAGCUAUUAAUGUUGGAGGUACAAAGAAUGUGCUGAAAGCUUGUAUAAGCAUGGAUGUACGUUAUAUUGUGUACACUAGCUCUGUAGCUGCCGUAGGACCAAAUUCAAACUAUGAACCAAUGUUGAGAGGUACUGAAGAUACAAUGUACAACGGAAAGACUGAACUAUCCUAUGGGAAAACCAAGGCCUGUGCUGAAAAUAUAAUUCGUCAGGCUAAAGGCACACAGACACGCAAUGGGAAACUAUUAGUCACAUGCGCCAUUCGACCAAGUAACAUUUAUGGAGAAAAAUCAGUGACUGUAUUGGAAAGUUACCUGUCUGCAAAAUCUAAAAACGGUUUAAUAACCUGUAUUGAACCUAAAAAUGUUGACCAUAACUACACAUAUGUUGGUAACGUAGCCUGGAUGCAUGUACUUGCAGCACGAAACCUGCAGCUGAAACCUGCGAUCCUCGGAGGACAAGUGUAUUAUGCCUACGAUGACACUCCUAUGAGACACAGAAGCGAUUUGUAUACGGCUUUAUAUAGUGAAAUAGAUCCUCGCAUGACAGAGACAAAACACGUCCCUUACUGGAAGAUGUGGUUAAUUGUUCACAUUUACAGUAUAAUCAAAUUUCUUGUAAGUCCCUUUUGUAGUUUAAAGCCUUUUGUGACGCCUCCAGUUUUAAAACUGAUUUUUACUACAUUUUCUUAUGAGACUGACAAGGCAUUCAGACACUUUGAAUACAGGCCUCUCUUCAGCUGGCUAGAAAGUAAACGUAAAACCUGUGAGUGGUUAAAACAAGCAACUGAGAAUUUGCAAAACAACCACAAAAACCACAAGCAAAAAUAA